AUGGCGGCUCCGGGGCCGGCGGGGCGCACCGCCCCGCGCGAGGAGCCCACCAGCUCGUUAGAGUCCCUGGCCACCAAGGCGUCCGUGCUCAGCGAGACUCCCGGGUACCUGUGUGCCCCCGUCCCGCCCGGCCAAGGUGCCGAGUCGCCGGGCCGCCUGUGGGAGCAGAUCUGCGAGGAGUUUGAAGCUGAGCUGCCUCCCUUUCCAGAGGGAUAUAACGUCAAACGAGAAUCUGUGAUCACUGUCUCGCCAUUUGAGGAGCUGGUGUUCCACGGCUUCAAUGCGGAGCGGCUUUGCUCAGAGCCUCAUCUGACCACAGACUCACAAGAGACACCCUGUCCUUCAGUCAGUUCAGAAGAAAUCCACCCCAAAACAUGGAAGACUGACAAACAUCUGUUUUCUUAUGGUUGUCAGCCAGACUUCUCUAAUGAGAAAGAAGUGGUCAUCGGUAGACAGCUGGUGAGCUCAGCCGGUCUGGUGAUUGGCACCCAGGUGUUCGGCUUCAUGUCAGAAGGUGGCACUAGGAAACGAACUAAAUUCAUCGCCUGUGAUUUUCUGACUGAGUGGUUAUACAAUCAAAAUCCAAGGAGGAUAGGGGAGCUAUUCACAGAAUUCUUCUCCAUUCCCUUUGUGGAGCAGUGGCUGAAGUGUCACCCACGACUGCCAAUCCCGCUGUCUCUCCUGCUGACGGAAGAAGCCGCUGCGGUUACCAUCCAGUCCUUCUGGAGAGCCUAUCUGGUUCGCUGUGACCCUGAGAUUCAAGAGUUGCGUCAGUGGCAGAAGAAACUGCGUGAGGACAAGCACAUUCGUCAGCGAGUCAAGAGUUUCUGGGCCAAACAAGAACAAAAAGGAAUUCCACCUGUGGGCACACACACACAGAAGAACACGGUGCCCAAGGAGAAGUGUGCACACACGGGCCGCAAGAGCCAGAGGCGGAUGCAGCCCAGUGCCGUCGGCGCCUGA
Molecule: messenger RNA, 963 nt
Organism: Condylura cristata (star-nosed mole)
Lineage: Eukaryota; Metazoa; Chordata; Mammalia; Eulipotyphla; Talpidae
Gene: IQCK
Product: IQ motif containing K
Exons: 9
Coding region: 1-963 (320 amino acids)
Molecular function (GO): protein binding
Source: RefSeq, a predicted model, not a curated record